AUAACAAUAUCUGAAGCAGAGUAGAGAGCGCUUUCUUCAUUACUGUUUCGCUUCACCUCUACGGCUCUUUCAUUUCACAUGUUCUUCCUUCCUCCUACUAUUUGUUUUCACCCUCCACACUCAACUCUUUCCUCUCUCUGUUUAUUCAUCCUAACAUCUCAAAUUUUGGAUCUUUACAAUUCGCAUUUCCGCUAAUUCUCCUCAGCAGGUCAAAACAUUUUACCAGUUUUUGAAUUCGGCAUUGGUGGCCCUUUGGUUUGAAUGAAAUCAAUUGCAAUGUGCUUCUCUCUCUUGCCAUUUCCUCGAUGCAGAAUUCAUUCAUUAGCUAAUUGUUGGAGGGAGAGUUUGUAUGAAUUUCGUAGCAGUAGUGGAAGCAGUUGCAGCAACAAGAUUCUGUGUUCAAACAACUACGAGCUUGAAGGAGGAUAUAGCAGCAAGAGGUGGACAAGGCGAACUAUAAAUUCAAAAACCGGAGGAAAUAAUGAGAGCCUAACUAGCAAUAAGAGUAUCAGCCAUAAUAUCAUUCCUGAAACAGGCAAUGAUUCUGGUAAAUUGGAAACGACUAAGGCACGGAGGACCAGAAAAUUAAGUAUUAGAAACAAUGUUGUAUCUAUAAAUGCAAGCACCGAAGUAAAUACAUACAAUGUAGAAAGAGCAGAGGUAGAAACAGAUCAGUAUUAUGCGGACUUGGCCAAACUCGCAACAAUUCUUUGUUUUGAUAUUGAAACCACUGGUUUCUCCAGAGAAAGAGAUAGAAUCAUUGAGGUCGCAUGCCAAGAUCUUCGAGGGGGUGAAAACAGCACCUUACAGAGCCUAGUCAAUCCAGAACGUGAUGUGCCAAAUGAACAAAUUCAUGGCAUUUCAACCCAUAUGGUUAACAGAUACGAUAUACCCAGGAUGAAGGACUUUAUUCCCGUCCUACUUCAGUAUGUCCGGAGCCGUCAGCUGCCUGGUGGAGUUGUGGUCUUGGUGUCUCAUAAUGGGAAGAGUUUUGAUGUCCCCUUCCUGAAAAGUGAAUUUAGUCGAUGCUCUUAUGAGAUUCCUCCAGAUUGGUUGUUUGCCGACACCCUGCCUCUGGCUCGUAUAGUGGUGAAGAAUAAAGGAUCAAAGGUUCCCUCAAGGGUUUCAUUGCAGGCCCUCCGUGAGCACUACUGCAUUCCAUCAAUCGGGCCAGCUCAUAGAGCCCUAUCAGACGUACAUUCGUUGGCAUUGGUUCUCCAACGACUGACAUACGACUUGAAACUGCCGGUAUCUGGCCUCAUUCAAGCUUCCUUUAGAUAGGGAAUGCCUAGAUUCUACAAUUAGGUACCAACUUCUUCUGAUUUGUUAUAUUUGGCCAUUAGAUUGAGCCAAUGUACAGCUAGCGUAUAAUCACAUCAAAAUAUCUGCAUGCACAAGUUGCCAAGUGUAUUUGUAGCUUCGGACCUUUUUAUAUGGAAAAUUUAUGCAACUUAGCUGAACGAAAUUGAUGAUGUAACAUUUGCAAUCAGACAUAAGUUAUACUCCAUCAUUGUUGUCUGUA
Messenger RNA from Salvia splendens (bonfire salvia), 1522 nucleotides. RefSeq names its product exonuclease DPD1, chloroplastic/mitochondrial-like. Gene Ontology annotation, cellular component: cytoplasm. The record is from RefSeq and is a predicted model, not a curated record. Gene Ontology annotation, molecular function: 3'-5'-DNA exonuclease activity; nucleic acid binding. Lineage: Eukaryota; Viridiplantae; Streptophyta; Magnoliopsida; Lamiales; Lamiaceae. Gene Ontology annotation, biological process: DNA catabolic process. Bases 262 to 1281 code for a protein of 339 amino acids. The transcript has 4 exons.